Cooperia oncophora is the source of this 282-nucleotide messenger RNA. Lineage: Eukaryota; Metazoa; Nematoda; Chromadorea; Rhabditida; Trichostrongylidae. The record is from the annotation of a GenBank genome assembly.
AUGCUUGUUCAUACUGCAGUCCCUUCCUGCUAUUCGAUCGUUCCGGAAGAUUUUAAACGAAUUGUUCAGUACAUCGAUGGUCUGAAAUACGCUGAUGAGCCAGAUUACAUAUACCUGCGAAACUCUCUAGCAGCUAUCGCCAAAGAGGCCAGGGUUGAUUUUAACAAGCCGCUCGACUGGAUCGGUAUCACCUCAAAGAAGCGAGACAAGCCGAAAUCAGGAGUGAGCUAUUCAUAUUUACAAGAUAGUCUUUUAGCAAGAAUCAAGCUCUACAUAUUGUAA